CAUGAGUGAAAUUACUAUGGAGAUAGAUUUUCGCCUUUUCACCUUGCUUCCUCUUGGUGGAAGACGAUGGCUUCUUUCACAAAAGAACGUGAUAGAGGUUUACGGUGUGACAUUGAAGUUGGAGUUUUGUUGUGUGAUAACGUGGCCAAUGUGACUUCCUCACAGAGCCUGUGGUUGAGAGACCGAAUUCACGGCACAGUUGGUGUGGAGAAGGGGGUAUACACAAGUUCACAUAAUGGAACUCCAUAUGCCUCCGGUCUCCAGCUUGGUGUUCAGUUUAAAGUUGGAUUUCGGCGAGAUCGGUGUGUUGGCGUGCAAUUCAGAGACUUCCAUUCCGCGUGUGUUGAACUUUUGAUGAGCCAUCGCCGAAUAAAUAAUACGGUGCGCCCGAUUCACCUGAUUUAUAAUGAAUGGAACUUAAUUAAGUGUGUUUAAAAAUCAACAAACCACGUGUGUGUGCUAACUUCCAUUUGGAUUUUUUUUUGAGUUAUUUUGCUAUGUUGGAUGCGUGAGUGCUACGAACCCCCUUCAUUUAUUAAUUUAGCAUUUAUUGAAAUAGCGUGUGCAUCCAUUUGAGAAAUAUAAUUGGUAUAAUAGUGAAAGUUUUUGACUUGAAGAUUGUCAAUAAAUUUAAUUUAUUAAUAUUGCCUUUGGUCAAUAUCUAGUGAAGUGAGUUGUUGUAUUGAAAAUCUCAAGUGUUGGUGACAUCUUUUGCAAUCACUUCUUGAGACCAUUGAGACAGUGAAUUGUUCAGCACUGCGAAAUGUUGCAGAGUAGAGGCUGAAGCAAAAAAAAAAAAACAUUCUACCAAUUUAUGUUUUUUCUCUGCAAAAAAAAUGUAUGGGAUUCACCUUUUCUUCCGCCACACUUCCACCUCAUUAUUGACGGCACUGCCUUGAAAAAUGUCCCGACAUUUAUUUUUAAUCUCCCAAAGUGAAUCUGAAUUGAAUGCCAGCCAGAUAAGUGAGACAUAUCCAAUGUGCCAAAGGAUGGAUAGCGUCAUCAUUGAGGAUAUUGAGUGCGCGCUGGUGUGAUUUGUGUGAAGGUUCCUCCUCCAGAUGUGGAGGUGGGCAGACAUUCUGUUUAACGGAAAAUGUGGCCCAAGAAGGGUCUCUAUCGCGUCGCAAGGAGCCACCGUCAGCUAGAGCUGCCUGUGACGCUAUGCAAUCUCGGUGUGGGUGCAACAUUUGGCGAAUCAGUUCUGCACGACCUACCUCGAGACAGUACCGUCGUUACAAAGACUACGUGUGAGCUUCUGCGUGUCGAGCAGCAGGAUUUUCGUCUCAUCUGGGAGAAAAAUAAGGAGUUGAUGACUGACAUCAUAACAAAUUGCAAAUUGAAAAAUGGUGUCUCAUCCGUUGUUUCUGCCGCACAGACAAAGCGACCACUUAGUCCUGACCACCCAAAUCCCGCCCUGCCUAUUACUGAGUCCCCCAGUCCAACGAUGUUUCGAAUGGGAUGGGCUCUGCGAACCCUGCUCGUAUCUGAUACAUCGAGUUGCCUCAAAGACCGAAAGGUGUCUGGAAAAUUAGUUAGAAAAUGCGCCCCAGGUACGGAGCUGGUGGAGUGGCUAAUAAAUCUCUCGCCCAUUGUUCACACGCGCGUACAAGCUGCUGGAAUGUGGCAAGCUUUACUGGAAGAAGGUGUCCUGGUACAUGUGAACAAGGAACAGCCCUUCAAGGAUAAGUGCUUCCUGUAUCGAUUUCGUGUGGACGAGGAUGGCUCAAGUGGUGGCCCACCAACUACAGACGAUAUCAAUUCAGCAAAUGAUCACAUAAGGGAAGCACUCAGUGGUUUAUUGCACAGAGGACCAGAUGCCACACUACGCAUGAUACUGCGGAAACCCUCGCAUGAACGCACCCAGGAGGAAUUGGAGCUGGUCUUCGAGGAACUCCUCCAUAUAGCUGCCCUUUCGCAUCUUUCCACGUCCAUUAAACGAGAACUCGCAUCGAUUAUUGUUUUUGAAUCCCAUCCGGCAGCUGGAACUGUCUUAUUCAACCAGGGCGAUGAGGGUAGAUCGUGGUAUAUUCUCCUAAAGGGUUCCGUGGAUGUUGUGAUACACGGAAAGGGAACUGUGGCAACGCUCAAAGAGGGUGAUGACUUUGGAAAAUUAGCACUCAUUAACGAUGCACCCAGGGCUGCAACCAUAGUGCUGAAGCAAAAUAAUUGUCACCUCCUGCGGGUGGAUAAGGAGCAUUUUAAUCGAAUUUUGCGGGACGUUGAGGCAAACACAUUGAGGCUGCAGGAGCAUGGAAAGGAUGUAUUAAUAUUGGAGAGGGUAGCUAAACAACGAGGACAUGCUGCAUAUAAAUAUACCGUCAUGUCGGGCACACCACAGAAAAUGCUGGAGCACCUUCUGGAGACCCGCCUGGGCGGUCAAGUGGGACCAAAUGAUCCAUUUCUGGAUGACUUCCUCUUGACGCACAUUGUCUUUCUGCCUGUUCACAUGCUAGUCGACGAACUUGCCAAUCAUUAUCAUAGUGAUUUAGAGAAUGAAGGCGAUGGCUCACCGAGUGUGGAGGAUCGUGAGUAUUUGCUCACGUGCAAGCGGCGAGUGGUGCAAUUUGUGCACAAAUGGGUGGUAGCUGUGCGGAAUGUUGUUUUCGAUGACCCCGUGGCUGUGGAUUUUAUUGAGGAGCUGGCCAGCGAAGUGGAGGCCGAUCCCGAACUCCAGGAGGAGGCGAGUGUUAUGCAUCACGUACUGUCGCAAAUAGCUCGUUACCAGGAGGAUAGGAAUAUGCACAACGGUCAAAAGUGGAAGUUGCCACCGAAUGGGCAACCCAUUUGUCUCUUCAGUGGCAAUCCAUCAGCCACCCGUACACUCAUACGACCAGAUGAUGACAUCAUCUUCCGGGUUUACUGUGCUGACCACACGUACUGUACACUACGAUUCCCCAUUGCGGCCACCGCGGAAAUGAUUAAAGCCUGUGCCUCGGACAAAUUGCAACUCAAUCGAGCUGCGGAUGAUUUGUACCUGGUGGAGGUGAAGUCUAAUGGGGAACGAUCUGUCUUCAAAGACAACGACGUGAGUGUUCCCACGGCGCUUAGUCUCAAUGGGCGACUCUUUGUCUCACCCAAGGACCAUCUAGAUGCAAUGACACCACUACCGGAACAGGAGACUGCAACGGAAGGUUUGGACAUAGAUAUUGAGGUACUGAGCACCAAAGAAUUAGCAUUUCACAUGACACUCUUCGACUGGGAUCUCUUUUGGGCCGUUCACGAAUAUGAAUUGCUCUACCACACCUUUGGACGACAUCAUUUUGGCAAAAUUACGGCAAAUUUGGAUGUUUUCAUCAGGAGAUUCAACGAAAUACAGUACUGGGUUGUCACGGAAAUCGUUCACACAGCGAGUCUCAGCAAGAGAGUUUCCCUCCUGAGGAAGUUUAUAAAGUUGGCGGCUUAUUGCAAGGAAUAUCAGAAUCUCAAUGCAUUCUUCGCCAUUGUCAUGGGAUUAUCGAACAAUGCAGUGUCUCGUUUGACACAGACAUGGGAUAAAAUCCCAUCCAAGUUCAGGAAAAUCUUCACGGAGUUUGAAGCUUUAAUCGAUCCAAGUCGGAAUCAUCGAGCGUACAGGAUGUUUGUUGGGAAACUGCAACCGCCAUUGAUCCCCUUUAUGCCUUUACUCCUGAAGGACAUGACGUUUGCCCAUGAGGGAAAUAAAACAAGCUUGGAUGGGCUGGUGAACUUCGAGAAGAUGCACAUGAUGGCUCAAACAAUGCGAACAAUACGUUUCUGUAGAUCUCGCCAUUUAGUUCUGGAUCCACCAUCGCCGAAAAGUGAAGGAGAAGUACGUUCUUAUAUCAGUUGCUUCCGUACCAUCGACAAUCAACGCGUGCUGUCGGCGAUGUCACACAAAUUGGAACCAUCGAGGCGAACCUAAUGUGGCCCCACCGACGUAGAUUUCAACACAACCAUUUUACAGGCACAUCUCCCCCUCCUACCUCCCCCCCCACCCUUUUCUACACCCCCAAUUUGCAUUUUCUAAAAUAUAUAUUCUUUCUUACUACCUA
Lutzomyia longipalpis is the source of this 4010-nucleotide messenger RNA. RefSeq names its product rap guanine nucleotide exchange factor 4 (gene Epac). Gene Ontology annotation, biological process: positive regulation of GTPase activity; Ras protein signal transduction. Gene Ontology annotation, cellular component: plasma membrane. NCBI's taxonomy places the organism in Eukaryota, Metazoa, Arthropoda, Insecta, Diptera, Psychodidae. The transcript has 18 exons. The coding region runs from base 1094 to 3880 and encodes 928 amino acids. The record is from RefSeq and is a predicted model, not a curated record. Gene Ontology annotation, molecular function: guanyl-nucleotide exchange factor activity.